Messenger RNA from Recurvomyces mirabilis, 3357 nucleotides. RefSeq lists its product as uncharacterized. Gene Ontology annotation, molecular function: protein binding. The coding region runs from base 1 to 3357 and encodes 1118 amino acids. Gene Ontology annotation, biological process: cell redox homeostasis. Gene Ontology annotation, cellular component: mitochondrion; cytosol. NCBI's taxonomy places the organism in Eukaryota, Fungi, Ascomycota, Dothideomycetes, Mycosphaerellales, Teratosphaeriaceae. The transcript has a single exon. The record is from RefSeq and is a predicted model, not a curated record.
AUGUUCUCCUUCGGUGCAGGAGAUACUGGCCAGGCGGCAAGGAGUUCUUUCAAGGCGGAUAAAAAGUCGUUCAGCAAGUCCACGACCAGCUCAAGCAAGACUUCGCCACAGAAGGCCGAUUCCGUGAAGACUGAAGUCGUCAAAGCAGCAUCAACCCAAUCAUCUCCAACCAAGAAGUGGAGGCCUAGCAAGAAACACAAAAAGUCGCUUUCAGCCAAGGCCCUCGACGCUAACAAGCGGACACGGCUGAACUCCCUCCCGCAUACCUCCCCAACUUCGCCAGUAGAGUCAAGCCCAUACCACACUUCACUAUCUGGAACUGAGGUGCGGAAUACAUCGCCACCUCCAGGAGUUUUCGAGCUCGCCGAGACUUCGCCAAGGGGCAAGAGUGCGACACGGCCUAAGCACAUUCCAAUCGUCAUUCCUCAGUAUGCUAGCGUAAAUCCCGAGUCAUUCGAGGCCAGAUCUGGAUCGAUAAGCACUUUCCUAUCCAGCGCGAGUAGCGACUCGCCUCUCACCACUGACUGGUCCUCCGCACCACCAGGAUUCAGCUUGAGGUUCAACACUGCAGAUAAGAACAAGCCGCGGCAUGUUGAGAUACAGAUUCCGGACUGGGCACAACCUGUCUUGAAGCACUCCAGCACAGCGCCACGUCUGGCUUUCCGCCAAUCCACCUUCACGGACCCAUUCUCGGACGUAACCAGUCUGUCCUCCCCCGAUAUGUCUCGACCAACACCAGAUACCAGUCGGACCAGCACCAUGGAUUCCAACUCUGCUCCUCCAAACCAGCUCUAUGCUAACCAGCAAGGCCAUGGCUCCAGGCAGCAUUUGAUUAGCGCGAACAGUAGCCACUCCAGUCUUGUAGGCUUGCGUGCUGAGUACGAAUCUGCCUCUGAAGCAGAGUCAGGGCACGAAGACCAGAAGUCACAUACACCCUCGCAGUCCGCGGGACCAUCGCCUGCACCUGAUCAGGCUUCGACACAGACGACGCCGAGUGGUAGUAAUACUGCACAUCUAUCUGGUCUGGUGUGCAACGUUCAUAGGACUACCGGUAAGGAGCCACAUCCGCUCGUGGGGGCUACGACUACUAUUCUCGGCGACAGACUGUACGUCUUUGGAGGACGAAGAUUAUCUCGAACGAAGCCACAGUUGACUGCGAGUCUCUACGAGCUUGACCUUGUUCGCCGCCACUGGACGAAACUAGACGUCCGAGGUGAUAUACCUCCUCCCCGCUACUUCCACAGCGUCUGUGCCCUUGGGGACACGAAGCUAGUAUGCUAUGGUGGUAUGUCGCCUGCACCUCCUACAGAGCUCACGCCCGAGGGCCAGUCCGAAGUCAUCGUAAUGUCCGACAUCCAUCUCUAUGAUGUUAAUACAAGAACAUGGACCAAACUGAACACCGUGGAGUCACCCCAAGGCCGAUAUGCUCACUGUGCCGCUAUACUGCCAUCUUCGGCCGUAUUCGCAUCCUCAAACGCACCGUUGUCUGCUGUCCAUCACAACCCAGCUGGAAGCGAGCCUAACCAAGGCACGAUUGGCGUGAACAUUGACAGUGCUGGUGGUGCUGAGAUGAUCGUGGUUGGGGGGCAGGACAGUGCAAACCAUUACAUCGAGCAAGUCAGUAUAUUCAAUCUUCGCAGCUUAAAGUGGACUGGCACCACAGGCAUGGGCCGUAGCUGUGGCGCAUAUAGAAGUGUCGUCACUCCGCUUACGACUAUGAGUGCAUCUCAGAUAGGUGCAGGACCACAUGCCAUUGCUGAUGAAGACGACGAGGAUGAGCCAGAUACUAUUGGCUCUGGCGCACCUAUGCUCAUCUACUCGAAUUACAACUUUCUGGACGUGAAGCUGGAGCUGCAAGUCCGAUUGACGGAUGGCACCUUGACGGAGAAACCAAUGCAGACUGGUGUAUCGCCACCAGGCUUGCGCUUUCCGAACGGAGGCAUCAUUGACAAUCAUUUCGUGGUGUCUGGCACUUUUCUCACUUCCUCGAAGCAAGAGUAUGCACUGUGGGCACUAGACCUGCGAACUUUAUCAUGGAGUCGGAUUGAUGCUGGUGGUAGCGUCUUCAGCCAAGGAAGCUGGAAUAGAGGUAUCUUAUGGAACAGACGAAACUCUUUCGUCAUCUUGGGUAAUCGUAAGAGGAGCCUGGUAGACGACUAUAACAACCGGCGCAUUAACUUCUCUAAUAUAUGUAUUGUCGAGCUUGAGGCUUUCGGGCUGUACGACAAUGCCCGUAACGUUGAGCCGACCUCGGACUUCAUGUCAGCUUCCGCCACACUACCUACUCCCAAUACUGAGCCUUCUACAUCUGGCAGACAGCUCUUUGUGGCUGCUGAGGAGCUUGGUACUUUGUCAAUGAAUUUGCGUGAGUUGGCUGAUAUGGACUUCCUCGCGAUCGAUGGCACUCGCAUACCAGUCAGCAGCAGGCUCAUGGCACGCCGAUGGGGCCAGCACUUUACAACUCUGCUCAGAGAAUCUCUUGUGUCAGCAUCCGAGACUGACACUGCCACUUUGCGACCAACCAUCGGAAGUCAUCCUUCACGCAACUCGAGUAUCACGAUCACACCCUCUGUGACGUCUGGUAUGUCCGGAGCCACGACGUUGACGAACAACACUGUACCCGAGAUACCUGAUACACGCUCCGCGCCACCCUCUACCAGACCCAGAUUGUUCUAUCUCCCGCAUACCGCGCCAACAUUACAUGCUUUGCUUCACUAUCUAUACACAUCUACACUACCAUCACCGCCUUCAGCCUUGGCUACACCUCAAAUUCUGUGCUCUCUACUGCAGCUAGCUCGACCAUAUAGGAUUGACGGCUUGCUUGAAGCUGUUGUGCAGCGUCUACACGAAUGCCUUGAUGGCCGCAACGCUGCCGCUAUCUUCAAUGCCGCAGCGAUGGCAGCGGGGGGUGGUGAAGGUGUACAAUUUGCUUCUGGUCUUCCUGCAGCAAGAGACAGCGUAGUACCACUGCGCGGUGCUAGCCUAGCGAAUCUCGAUAGUUCUGGAAUCAAUGGACUAUCCCGUCAUGCGGCAAGCCUGCGGAUCGAUACUGAUAUGGCGAAUGGACGAAGCACACGAAGCACCUUGCGUGCCGCUGACGAGCAUGAUGAGGACCAAGAUGUACCGGACAGUGCUACGACAGACGCGAGCAUGAGCGAAAGUGAAGCUAGCUUGAGUGCGAGAAGCUUGACUGCUGGGGCCGGUAGGGAUGGUGACUUAUGGACUGGCGCACUUAGCUCAGUUGUAGGACUUCAGAAACGAGGUCUGAGAGGGCUUAUGGAGGGUAGGAGAAUAAGAGAACGUGGUAGGAAUGAUGGUCUGCCUGAGGGUAGCAGGGUGGGUCUAGGGAUUGCAUAA